This is a messenger RNA of Scomber japonicus (chub mackerel), 6273 nucleotides long. RefSeq names its product BICRA like chromatin remodeling complex associated protein (gene bicral). Gene Ontology annotation, biological process: positive regulation of DNA-templated transcription. The coding region runs from base 576 to 2996 and encodes 806 amino acids. Lineage: Eukaryota; Metazoa; Chordata; Actinopteri; Scombriformes; Scombridae. Gene Ontology annotation, cellular component: SWI/SNF complex. The record is from RefSeq and is a predicted model, not a curated record. The transcript has 12 exons.
CACAACACACACACACACAAUCAGAGGCCCGCCCUCUACCGUCGGUCAUGGUAAAGUCUAAUAUCUGCUAUUCAUAGGGGGCGGUGAAACAUGCAAUUAUAAUUAAUAUUGUGGAUUAAAAAAUGUCCAUGUUUGUAAUUAAUUCGUCCUUGUUUGUACAUUUUGUUUAUUUAAAUUUUGCAGGGUCGCGUCCUGCCGCUGUGGACUGAUGCUUUUGGGUUUGCCUCGCUCUGUGCACUACCCCGACAACCCGUGCGGUGAUGGCGAGGAAACCCCGUUGACAAGGCACUGCUUUUUCAUGACGCCCAUCCUGUUACUGGAAACAAAAGGGUGUUAAAUGACUGAAUCCAUGCUACCUGCUGGAAAUCUGUGAGUGAGAUGUCCGUAUUACUAAAAUGAUAAACAAAGCCCGUACAGAUCCCACCCUCUCUCAGAAUAAAAACAAAAACCAAGUGAUCAAUUGAGGUUUACUCCUUUUUUUUUUGUCUAUUUAAGCUAUUACCUACAAUCUAAUCUUCAGUAUAUAUGAAACUUCUCUCUAUACUCAUAACCCCCACUGUACUCUUCUAGGUGUCAUGGAUGAUGAGGACGAUCGCCGUCUUCUGGAUAUUUUAGGAGAUGUGGAUGCAUUGAAUGACUAUCUCCAUGGCAGCAACAGCAAGUCCAUUGAAGAGGACGAUGUGACAAAUGCAGCCUACGGGUCAGAUGGAUCCCUCUUCGCUAGUGACACGACUGGCUCCAACACGGGCCUCAAGGAUGGCUCUUCUACAAUGGGUGAAUUUGGCGACGAUUCAGCCGGGGAAGGCCUCCAGCUCUCCAGCAGCCUUUCAUUUAUCGAGGAUGAAUUGGGGACCGGGACGUCGCCUGGAGGGGUUGGUCUUGGCGGAGAGGACCAGCCGUUUGACAUCCUCCAGAAGUCGCUCCUGGAGGCCGACAUCACGGAGCAGACGCUGGCCCAGGAGGCCUUACUAGACUCCCAGCCCGCUCCCACUCUCGUGCAGGCUCCUGUUCCCUUCCCCUCCCAGCUGGUCUCUGGGGGUUAUGGAGGUGGAGUGGGUGUGGUUACCACGGCGACAGCUGCGUUCCCUGCUGGCCAGUUCCUGCAAGGGAUGUCCCAGCUGCCCAAUGGCUCCGCCCAGCACAUCCAGGUGUUGGGCUCGUUCGGGGCAGGCAGUGGGGUGAUGACUCUGAGUAGCUUGGAGAGAACUCCUCAGAUUGUGCUAAGGCCGGGGGGGCCUGUAGCUGCAGCAGGGGCCCCAACAGGGGGGCAGGUGUUUGCCCCUACCCAAGGGCAGGUAGGCCAAGUUGGCUUACCUUUCAAAAACAUCCCUCUUCAAAACAUCAUCAUUCAAAGAGGCCCGGGAGGGACCCAGACUCUUGUCAGACCUAUCCAGCCUAAACCCCAUCAAGCUGGGGCACAGACUGUCUACAGCCUUGGUCUUCAGCCCACUCCCACCACCAUGGCUAAUGUAGUUAACGCUAACACAGCUACUUCUGGAGGACACUACGCAGCCAAUGGCUCCAUUGUAGUGCAGCCUCCACUUGAGCAGCAGCAAUUGCAGGCCCAGACAAAUGUACCACCUGGACAGUUUCUGCUGCCCAGCUCUCUGGCGCUCACUCAGGCCAAUGCUAUCCACAAUGGCCCCACUGACCCCAACUCCAACACUCUAAUUACCAAUCAGAACGCGGUGCAGAUUGUUGCGGGACAAAACUUCAGUGCACCACCAGGAGGGCAGCUAAUUUUGAAUCAGGGAGUGGUCAGUGGCAGUCAGGUUGGUGGGGCUGCAACUCAAACAUGGACAGGAGUUUCUUGUGCAGGCGCCACCUCCGUGCAAACUUCAUGUGCCCCCGGGCGGCUGACACUGGUUGGCCCGGCGACAACGGGGAUCAGCAGUCAAGGCCAGGUGUCAGCUAGCCCUGUGCAGCGCCUCAUAGUGACUCAAACUCAGAACUGCACUUCUUUGUCCCCUUUAUCUGGUACGGUGACACAGGAACAAGACUAUAGACAGAAUUCUUCAUCACCUGCUCUCAAACAGGACAGACCAGUUCAGCUCAGCAGCAUCCAUGCCAUGAAAACCAUGACACAGGAUUCAACCCUAAACUCUCAGGUCAGUGCACAGAAGAGGCCUGCCCCACCACCGCUUACAAGAGGAGGAAUGAUCUUACAGCAGCUGAGGAAGGAUCACAUCGGAGUUCAGGCAUCAGAUAGAUGUCGAUUCACGUCGAUCGAUGACGCCCUGCAGAGACUCCUCCCUUACCACGUGUUCCAGGGGACGGCGCCCAGCCACGAUGAGUUCUCACAGGUGGAUGAGGAAUUUGAGUUAGUAGCGACUCAUGUGCUGAUGAGGACUCAAGCCAUGGUGAACAAGUACAGGCGACUACUGAUGGUGGAAGCUGAGGUAGGCGCACACCGUUCCAGUCCAUCAUCGGAAAUGGUGAUGAUCGACAGGACCUUCAACCAAGAGGAGCGAAGCAACUUGACACAAGACAAACGCAUGGUACUAGUGGAUCCAGACAGCUUCAUGGAGGACUUCUGUUGUGGGGUGAAAUCCAAACUUUUCAAAGAUCCCCCCCCUUCUCAGUCACCCAGCUGUAGCUGGGAUCAGUCAGACAGAGGCUCUACGCAGCCAUCAUACAGGACAGACUCCCAGGCCGGGUACGGAGACCCGGGAGGGGGUGGGGCAGUGGGGACAGCUGCAGCAGACACACUCCACCCUCCGCACGUAGAAAACAAGAGCGUCCUGGAUCUGAAGAGAUCCCAGCAACGCUUCGGGCCCAGUGGCAGCAACCACAGCCUCAUCGCUGCCAACAGUUAUCCCCAAGGUAACCACUCACCGUUUGCAGCGACGUCAGGAGGACAGACGCACUACCAGGCGUCUCAACACCUCUCAUCCAACCCCAUCCAGCCUCUCAGUUCCCCUCCGCUCACCUCACCCCCUCACACCGACACCGACUCCGCUCUAGAGGCGGCCGUCAACAGCAUCCUGGAAUGUUAAGACUGUCGAAAUGUCGCUCCACACCAUCCCCUAACGUAUGGUUCAGACUUCUUUUAUUCGUCGUAAAAAGUUGUUGUGUUCCCCAACAAACCCCUGUGUGAAGAGAGGUCAACUCUUCUUUCAGGCGUAUAUUCUUUGUGAUACCAUCUCCGACCAUGUAGCAUGUUUUGAGUUUGUUAAUUUUUGAGGCGUGACGAAGGAGUCAAGCUGCUAGUUAAAUACAGGCACUUAAUAUUCACCUAUAAAGAUCCGGGAAUGUGUGCAAUGCAAUGAACUAACAGAUGGAAGGUGUUGGUUUUGUAUAUUUUAACAUUAUCUUUUUUUUUUUUAAGGGGGGGGGGGGGGUCAGCAAAAAAAAGUUGCAGCCCUGAAUGCAAGAGCGCUCCUCUCUUCACACACACACACACGUAAAACUUUGUGCCAGUUGAUUACCCACCACUACCUAUGCUGAAGAACAGGGAUGAGGAGGGGGAGACUAAAUGAUGACUCUGUGCCUAAUUCUAGGUUGUUGUUUUUUUAAAUGUUUUUUUAUUUUUUGAAGUGUUUACAUGAAGAAGCUCUAUUCAAACAUACAUACAUAUACAUAUACAUAUAUAUAUGUAUACACACACACACACACACACAAACACAUUAACUCACUUCCUUCCUGCAUUACAACCACACACACACACACACACACAGCUCACAUACAUUUGUACAACGUGUUAAAUAGGUUUACGGUUCAGAGGUGUAGAUUUCAUUUAAGGCAAGCCCAGCAGAAACACAUAGACAAAUUGCACUAUAUGUAUGUGGCUUAUUUCAGGAACUAUAUAAAAUAUAAUAAUACAAAUUGAGGCUUUUUUGACUCAGCUAAACAGAAUGUUAAUAUUUGGAUCAGAACCAAAAGAAAUCUAUUCACCUGCUUUCCUCCGCCUGCAAACAAGGAUAACCUCUUCCUCACACUAGAAAGCAGUCAAACUAGUCACAUUAGACGUCAUAUAAAGUAGUGUUACUGUACGCUGCAGCGCUUUGUUUUUUUCUCUCUCUUGUGCUUAAGUCACAUUUUCUUUGGCAUUUUUUCUUUUGUACCUUAAAGGUAUGCGAGCCCCUACACAGACACAAGACGAGACACAUCACUUUCAAACCACUUUAUCAUUUCAGUGUGUUUGUGUUAGGGGGAGCCAAGUCCUCAGAUUGAGGAAGAUAUGUUACAAUAUGUUUUAUCUUUUUAAAUUUCCUCAGUUUUCUUCUUCUUUUUUUUUUUUUUUAGAAAUGACACUGUUUUGUUCAUUAUGAUGUGUUCUCCGGCUUUGUGAACAUGACUUGAUUUGUUUAAAAAUGACGCUGGAGGGUCAUUGAUUGUAUGUGUCUGUCUGCCUUUUUUUUUUGCAUAUAAUUAUAUAUUGAUCAUAUCUGUCUAUCUAUGCUUUACUACCUUGACAUGUCUAUCAGUGUGUGUGUGUCAAUCUGAAUACACACACACACACACAGGUUUAUGACUGAUUUCAUGUAGUUUGGUUGUUUUGAUUGCCAUACUCGAGUAUUUCUUUCCCAAGAUGUGUUUUAAAAAAAAAAACAAUUCAUGUCUUUCCAUUGAAGCAUUUCUCACAUUUUUCGCUCUUUUCCUUCUCAGCAGCGCAACCAAAAUGAACAGGAGAGAGUGCGGUCCGGUCCAGAAUCAACCUCAGACCCUUAUGUCCUUUACUCAUGCCCCUAAUCUGACUAUAGCACCUAUUGUGUUCAGUGUUUUGAGUUUUCAUUAAUUUUUAAAGCCAAAACUUAACUUUUUAAAAUAUUUAAUUCCACUUAAGAACAAAUCUUAAAUAUUUUCCCUUGUUUUUUAAGUUCAUGGAUUGUCAUUUUUGGGAAUAUCUCCUCAGAAAUCUGCACUUAUGGUUUAUGCAAGCAAGAGUGGUUUCUGCCACAACUGCCACAGGACCAAAUCACAGGUUAAAAAUGUGUUAAAUGGCUCUCGGGGGUUGAUUCUGGAUUGUGCAACAUUUCCUCCUGCAAAUGUAUCUGUGAAAUAUGCCUGCCAAUACGCUACAAGAGCAGACUGAAGGCCUUUUUAUAAUGGAGUGAUGAGAGAAUGCAUCUUUUUUUCUUCCUCUUUUUUUUGUGUUAGGGUGCCAGUGGCCAUUGCCGCCUACCUGUAUCUCUGCCUCAGCUCCUAGUAGACUUCUUUUAUCUACCAGUGUACACUGAGAAAACUUUUCUCUGCUUUGAGAAGCAAUUUCAAAUGUCACACGUAAGGGUCAAGUGAGAUUUGUGAGUUGCCGCUUUAAGUGGUUGCUGCAAGAUUUAGUGCCUCUAUAGCACUCAUACCUGCAAGAAAAAAAUAGUUUUAGAGUUCAGUGUAGGAGAAACUUUGUUAUCUGGAUGCAUAUCAGUGUCUGAGGGCCUGGUAGUAACAUACUGUGCUUUUCUCACCCGUUUUCAGUGCAGAUAUUUUUUUCUGCCUCCAUUUUCACUGUUGUCUCACUUGAUAUGUAUAGUUUGUUGUUUUGUAUAAAAAUGAAAAGUGAAACAAAAUAUUUAUAAUUUUUGUAUGGAGAAAAAAAGAAUGUAAAACAAAAAAAACAAAAACAAAACGUGAGAAAAUGGAAAUUAUUUUUUAUUGUGUUGGCUAAAGAAGCGGCGCCAGGAAAAACUUGUCACAAAAAAACAAAAACAAACGUCAUUUUCUUCAUUUGUAGCUAAUGUGUGUUCACUACAGCAGCAAGGAGAGUCAACAAUAAAUUCAUUUUUGAAUACAACAUCAAACUGGUCCAGUCUGGCUGAGAACCUCCUUCAGCGACCCUCCAUUACUAUUCUGUGAGUGUUCAUACUGGCACUGAUGAACUAAGCAUGCAUAAUAACAUCAUGUGACAAGGGGGGGAAGCAUUUGCAAAAGAAAAACACGUUUGUAAUCCUCUGCUUCACAGAUAGGAUCAUUUCACAGAUACAGAUCUCAGGACAUUUUGAUGAUUUCAUGUUUUUCAACAUCUGGGCUGCAAGCGAAAUAUUUUUAUCAAGUUAAAAAUCUGUUAGUUCCCUUUAAUCCUCUCUCAGACCCCAGCAGCAAUGCCUCACACACACACACACACACACACACACACACAAAGGAGCUAAGAAAACUCUGCAUAGCAAGCGUUAGACUGCACAACCCUUUUGGGUUUUGGUUGCACGACCCAACAGUGACACCUAGUGGAGCUCCUGGGACACACAUGGGGAUUUUAACAUCUAACUGACUCCAAAAUAAGUUUUACUCACAGAAACACCUAAUGGAAAGUCAUUUUAAGUAGCUCUCUUAAGAACA